AAGGACUCAGAAAAUCCAAGCGACGAAGAAAUAGACCUACCCAGCGGCGAGGCAUUUGCACAGGUCGAUGAGACGAUAGAAGAAAUUCAUACCAUCUUCUUGAACUUGAAGACAGAAUCUCUUCGGCUUCGUCAAGAGAAGGACGCAUUCGAUUCAGUCGCCAAGAAAUUGGAACACGUUCAUUUCUCGUCCACCAUUAAACUCAAUGUUGGCGGACAAUUSUKCACYACAAGUCUUCAAACACUGACCAAAGAUGCUGGAUCCAUGCUUCAUGCCAUGUUUUCUGGUCGUUUUGAUACCAAACCAGCAGAAGACGGCAGCUACUUCAUCGACCGAGAUGGCACGURCUUYCGCUACAUCCUGAAUUAUUUGAGAACCGGUAAACUUCUGCUACCAGAUGACAAGUUGGUUGAGAAAGAAGUCUUAGAAGAAGCAAACUUCUACCAGAUACAGGGAAUCAUAGACGCAUAUGCUUCUGAACAACUUCUGAACAACUGUUUCUUUAGAAACACUUACGGAGCUCCAUAGUUCCUAGAGGGAAAUGGUUAGGAAGCUUUUGUUGUAGUUUUUUGUGCACUUACAUUUCCCAAGCGUGACCGUGCACAAUCUAGCCAUAGUGGUCACAUCUAAAUGAACACAGGGAAAAUUAUUCUUUUGACUAUUUCUUCAAAAUGCACAAAACAUUUUAACCAAUAUUGAAAUAAUUCAUUUCAUAAUGUCAUAGAGAGUGUUUAUGUUUAGUCAUUUUGCAAUUUCCAUCGUCUGUAAGAAAAAAGCAAGAGGAGACGAAGGGUUCCUGGGAGAAAUAUAUCUGUUCUUAUGUCCCAGACAGCUGUAAGUUACAACUGGUUGCCAGCAAAUAAUACAUUCAGGAAUAUMUUUUUUUAAUCACGGAGAGGAAUCCUAGGAAUCUCUUCACGAUCUUUGCAGGAAGGAAAAUCUCGAAUAUCUCCAAUUGUAUCUCUUCAAUACUCAAGUGGUAACGGCCGUAAGGGAGAGUUUUUCCCAAUUUAUAAUUCUAGUUCUCAUUCACUUUUUCUCAKGAYAAAAAUCGUAUAAGAACAGUUAUUUAGAAGAACAGACCUGGUCGGCUCCUCCUGAAAAAGUUAACUAUACUCACCCUAGUUUAACGAUAUUUUCCAUCGUACUAUAGAAUGACUUCGUACUCGGGUUCGUACAAAUGAAGUAUUAUAGUUUAGAGAGAGUUACACGAUAGAUAGGGUCAUUCGUU
Molecule: messenger RNA, 1231 nt
Organism: Exaiptasia diaphana
Lineage: Eukaryota; Metazoa; Cnidaria; Anthozoa; Actiniaria; Aiptasiidae
Product: BTB/POZ domain-containing protein KCTD21
Exons: 1
Biological process (GO): protein homooligomerization
Molecular function (GO): protein binding
Source: RefSeq, a predicted model, not a curated record